AUGUCUGCCGACGAACUCAAGAAGCUCGAACAAGAGCUCAAGGAACGUGAGUCCCUCCUCCAGGCUCGCCAAGCCGAACUCGACCGCCGCCUCGCCGAGAUGGGCAAAAGCGUCGACAAUACUGCACCCACCCCAAACCCUAACCCCACUCCCUCCUCCUACGUCGCCUCCAUCAAAAGCCAUGUCCCUGUCACUCUUGAUCUACAGGAAUCCAACUACGCCAAGUGGCGGGAACUCUUCCUCGUCGCGCUCGGGCGCUAUGGCCUCACCGCCCACGUCCUCGGCACCGACGGAGCCACGCCAUCAGACACGUCGCCCACAUCUGAUUGGGCACGGGACGAUUACACCGUCCUCUCCUGGAUCUAUGGCUCGAUCUCCUCCAAGCUCCUCGGCAUCAUCAUGGCCCCUGGCUCCACGGCGCGGCAAAUCUGGGACGCGCUGGCCAGCCUCUUCCACGACAACAAGAAAAGCCGCGCUCUCGCCAUCGACGCGGAGUUCCGCAACACCCCGCAAGGCGACAUGAGCGUCCACGACUACUGCUCCAAACUCAAGUCCUUCGCCGAUGCCCUCGCCGAUGUCGGCCAGCCAGUCUCCGACGAAACCCUCGUCCUCACGGUUCUCCGCGGCCUCAACGAGCAGUUCAGCAAUCUCCGCUCGUUCCUCCCGUACCAGGUGCCAUUCCCCACAUUUCUUCAAACACGUUAUGCUCUUGUUCUUGAGGAGGCGCAGAAGAAGACCGACGCCAAGAAUGCAGCCGCCUCCGCGCUCUGGGCCAGCGGCAACAGCAUCAACCCGCACGCUGGUGGCGAGCGUGCCCCUCCGGCUGGACGUGGCGGUGGCUCAGGCAGCACCGAUCCCCGUCCCCCUCCGCCCUACCAGCCUGGCCUCUACAUCAACUCUGGCCAUGGUGGGGGCUACGGUGGUCGCCGUGGUCGCGACGGUGGUCGUGGCCGCGGCCGCGACAGCAACUCUCCCUGGAUGUACAAUCCGUGGACCGGACUCCCAACUCGGGCCGCGCAGUAG
Messenger RNA from Lolium perenne, 1023 nucleotides. NCBI's taxonomy places the organism in Eukaryota, Viridiplantae, Streptophyta, Magnoliopsida, Poales, Poaceae. The record is from RefSeq and is a predicted model, not a curated record.